AGUGGGAUCUGGAUCGGAGCGGCUGCAGUCAGUUAUCUUCAUCACUCUCGCGCGUACGGCCAUUUUCCUUCAGCUCGAGAAGAUAGUUCCCGCAGACAUGGCCGACUACUCUAACGUGGCUCCACCGUCCUCAAACGCCGGUGGAGGGAUGAACGAUGCUUUUAAAGACGCCCUUCAGAGAGCCAGACAAAUAGCUGCAAAAAUAGGAGGUGAUGGUGUACCCCCCUCUCCGACAUCCAAUGAGUUUGGUUAUGGUGGACAGAAGAGACCUCUUGAAGAUGGAGAUCAACCAGAAACCAAGAAGAUUCCACCAAGUGAUCCUUUUUCAUCUGUAAUGGGAGGCAUGGGUGGCCCACCAAGGUCUAUAUCAGAAGAGUUCAAGGUUCCAGAUGGCAUGGUUGGCUUCAUUAUUGGAAGGGGAGGAGAACAGAUUUCAAGAAUACAGCAGGACUCAGGUUGCAAAAUACAGAUUGCUCCCGACAGUGGUGGCAUGCCUGACAGGUCAGUGACAUUAACAGGCUCACCUGAUGCAAUCCAGGCUGCAAAGAGUUUGCUCUCAGAGAUUGUCGAGAAAGGUAGACCUUCUCCAGCAUUCCACCACAAUGAUGGACCAGGGAUGUCUGUUCAGGAGAUCAUGGUCCCUGCCUCCAAAGCUGGUCUGGUCAUUGGAAAGGGAGGAGAAACAAUCAAACAGUUACAGGAACGUGCGGGGGUCAAAAUGGUCAUGAUUCAAGAUGGACCCCAAAACACAGGGGCUGAUAAACCACUCAGAAUCUCUGGCGAUCCUUUUAAAGUUCAGCAAGCUAAAGACAUGGUGAUGGAUCUGAUCAGAGAUCAGGGUUUCCGGGAACAGAGAGGAGAGUAUGGUUCUAGAGUAGGCGGUGGAGACAGUCUGGAUGUCCCUGUGCCAAGGUUUGCAGUGGGAAUUGUGAUUGGCAGGAGUGGUGAAAUGAUCAAGAAGAUUCAGAAUGACACUGGUGUGAGGAUUCAGUUCAAACCAGAUGAUGGCUCCACACCAGAGAGGAUCGCUCAGAUUAUGGGGCCUCCAGACAGGGCACAGCACGCAGCAGAUAUCAUAACUGAUCUGCUGAGGAGUGUGCAGGAUGGAGGCCCCCCUGGUCACGGGGGCAGAGGGAGGGGCCGUGGACAGGGAAACUGGAACAUGGGCCCUCCUGGAGGCCUGCAGGAAUUCACUUUCACUGUGCCUACCAUGAAGACUGGCCUCAUUAUCGGCAAAGGGGGUGAAACCAUUAAGAACAUCAGCCAGCAGUCAGGAGCCAGGAUAGAGUUACAAAGAAACCCUCCACCUAAUUCGGACCCUAAUAUAAAGAUCUUCACAGUCCGUGGAUCACCCCAACAGAUUGAUUACGCCAGACAGCUGGUCGAGGAGAAGAUUGGAGGUCCAGUUAGCCCUAUGGGUGGCCCUCAUGGUCCUCCUGGGCCCCACGGAGGUCCUUCUCACGGCCCUCCCGGUCCACCAGGACCACCUGCUCCCAUGGGCCCAUACAACCCUGGGCCCUAUGGCCAGGGCCCUCCUGGACCACAUGGUCCCCCAGCACCAUACCAGCCUCAAGGCUGGGGCAACGGAUACCCUCAUUGGCAGCAAGGACAGCCAGAUCCCAAUAAAGCAGCGGCUGAUGCUAAUGCGGCCGCAUGGGCAGCCUAUUAUUCUCAGUACCAACAGCAGCCCCAGGGCCCCAUGACACCAACAUCAGCAGCCCCUGGCACAUCCCAGACCAAUGGACAAGGUCAAGGACAGCCUCAGCAGGACUACACAAAGGCAUGGGAAGAGUACUAUAAGAAACAAGGUCAAGCUGCGCCUCAGGCGGCUGCAGCAGCGGCGGCGUCUCAGCCAGGAGGUCAGCCAGAUUACAGUGCAGCGUGGGCAGAAUAUUACCGCCAGCAGGCAGCGUACUACGGCCAAGGCGCCCCUCAGGCGAUGGGAGCUGCACCCCAGGCUCAGCAGGGCCAGUAAUGUGAAGUGGACAUAGAGUAAAUGCUACAUUGUCAGAAAAAACCUUUGUUAAAUGUUUGGAUGCAGACGCCAUGAUGAAGAUCUUUAUUUCAUUGGUUUGAGUGUUUAAGCUAGAUCGCAGACCAGCUCCAAAGUCAAGUAUAUAUAAUUUUUUUUCCUUUUUGUUUUGCCACUUGUAAAUGAACGGUUUGUUUUUAGUCGGGUAAUUUUGGUCAUUCCAGCUCCUGUAUCUCCUGUAUCUCAUGUAGUUCUGAGACUAAACUAUAGUCAUUUCCAUGUAAAUUAUCUCAGUUUUAAUAUGAUAUGCCUGUUGUGUUUUGCAAUAAAACAAUGAAACCUCCUGUGUUGGUAAGUGGGGUGCAAAAGUGGGGAAUGUUUUGUAAAAAUGUCAUUAACUGUUUUGGGACAUGGGGGUUUAUGCAAAUUUACAGAACAAAAAUGUUGCUCUACUGUUGUUUUUUCUUUUCUUUUUUUUCCUUUCAACUCUAUUACUCUUGAUUUUUAGUUUGAUUCCUGGUCUAUUUUAAAGUCACAAGUAAAAGAUCAUUGAUCAUUUGACAUUGCUUGUUUGACACAUGGACAGCUCUGUUUUUAUGCUGCAUUUUUUUUUUUUACUGGUCAUUGCUGUGGAUGUAGGUGUAGGCAGGUUAUCUAAGGCAAGGUGGCUUGAUGUUGGCAAGGUAUGUGAUUCAUGCAAUAACUCUUCAGUGCUGUAGUGUUGCUCAUUCUUGUACUGCAUUUUACCUGGUUUGUUGAGGUAGUGUGCACUGUUAAUGAGAGACAUUUCCUCCCUCACAGGCGAGAUUAGGAAGGCGGUAAGAAGUAUGCGUCUUUACAUAAACUGUUCCUUUUUAUAUUGUGACUGCAAUCAUGCUGCAAGUAUUUUAGUUUGUUCUCCCAAGUUUGCUGCUUUUUUACAGGGCAGGUCAAGUGUUCUGAUCAACAGUUAUGUCUUGCGAAAUUACUUGUCCCCAUCCUAUAUUUUACAUGUCUAAAACCUACAAAUUGUGUAUAUAUUUCUAUCAAUAUUGCUGGCAUUAUUAAAAACAUUCUGAUACGAUUAAAAAGGCUCGAAUGCGAACAUGGACUACUUUUUUUUUCUGCCCAUUGUCUGUUAGCAUUCCUCCAAUAUAGGCCUAUAGGUUUUUGGAGACUCUGGCUUCCUACACCAGUGAAAUGAGCUCUCCACUGUAAGUACAAAAUGUACAUGAUUUUGCGGCCCAAUUUGUUUUUUUUGCUGUCAAUGCAUUGUCUUUGACUGAAUGAAACGCAAUGUAUAUAAAUCUCUAAAUGUUGCCCUUUUUUGGGUAAGUAUGUCAGGGCUGUAAUUUUGAUUUGACAUGUUCAAGAUAAUAAUGACCUGACCCUUUUUCACAUUGGACUGUUAUUUUUUGCCAUAACAGCAUUAUGUGAUAUUUACAAAUUGAGACAUUGCCAUGUUGACACUGCUUUAGUCAUUUAGGACGUGUCUCUCAGACUUCUCAUAUGAAACUGAACUGUACCACUGUGUUCGAGUCAGUCCGUCUGUAGAAACAGCAACUUUUUCCAUCUGCGAAUGUGUGGUUUAACAUUGACUAGACAUGUAAAUUGUCUUUUUGUGAUUUGACAAGUGUUUUAUACUGCAUAGCCCAUAAAGACCGUCAGCAAAUGGCCUCUUUCAAAUGUUAAUUAGUAUUAAUGUCCUAUUUCUAAAUCUGUGCCUGACCUGUUUGUGAUUAAGGUCAUUGAGGCUAUCGAUUUGAUGCGUUUUUUUUUUUUUUUUUCUCGACUGUUCAUUAGUGAGCAGUGCAAUGUCUAAUCUUGCAGUGUCAUCCCUGACCUUGCACCUUAGGUUCUGCAGCAAUAACACAGGUAAGAGUAUCCUAAGAAAUCAAAACGAUUGAACCUGUGAUCUAGUGUAAUGCUUUUCACCUUUGAAACUGAGGUCGAUUUGUGCCGCUGUUUAAAUGAAGGAUGUCUCUCGUAGUAGAUAGACUGACGUUCGUCACAAACGUCAGAAUUAAGAUUUCUUGGAAGUAUGCAUUUUUUUUUGUCCAUAUGAAUUGCAUGGCCUUGACCUGUAGUUCACAAAUGUUUUCCUCUGUUGAAAUCUAACUAGAAUUAUGCUGUUUUUUUUGUCCUAAUUGAAACAAAUGUGAUUUUGAUUUGCUCAUUUGUUAGCUUCCUGGUAAGUCUGUUUAGUGUGGUUCUGUUCUACUCUUACACCAUGCAUGCAGAUGCGAAAUGAUCCAGAGUUAGCCCUAUUAAUGCACUCACUGAUAACUGACGUAUACCAUGUAUGCUCAUGUUUCAUUGGUUUGCAAGCUUUCUUGUUGCCCCUCUGUAGUGCUAAUGUUUGUCCCACAUUGCUGCCUUCAUUCUCACUCACAGUGUUGAAGAUGCUGCAGGCGUAGUUCGUAGAAUCAGGUCCUGAGCUAGUUUGUCCGUAAGGAGGACUCCUUUGAAUCUGUCCCUCCGCUGAACGUAGACCGUUCAAAGGGCUCCAGUUAUAAGGUAAAAAUAUCAUGAGGAAUCUGUCAUUGCAAAGUCAAUGUUACUGUUAGUUUAGGGUGAUGCCAGUUAGUUUUGAUUAUAGAAAUGUAGCCAUAUGCCUCUGUAUUAUUGGUUGACUAAUGGUUCUAUGAAAUGUUUUGAGUACAUUCUUUGCCUUUUGUUGAUAAGUGUAGGGAUUUUAUGUGCAUCAAUGCUGUACAGGUGGACCAUGACCAGGAACUUUUUUUUUUCUUUCUUUUUAGUAGACAUUUGCCAGGCUGGUUUUUGUUUGUUAAACAGUUUCUUUAAACCUAGUCUUUAUCCAUUGCUGCAUAUCGUUUUGUAUGCAUGCAAGAUGUUUCCUUUUUGAGCAAAUUGUUCACAACAGAAUUCGUGGGGGUCUAAAAACGAAGAGAAAAUCGGAGGCUAUCUGAGAAAUUUGGAGCAUGCCUUUGAGGUAAAACUAACAUGAACUGUUAAAGUUGUUGAAUGUACUUUUGAUUUUUGUUGAGAAUUGUUGGUCUGAAAUGUUAGAUUGUUGCCAUUGUCAUCAAUAAAACUAAUCAUUAAAA
Messenger RNA from Sinocyclocheilus rhinocerous, 5019 nucleotides. RefSeq names its product far upstream element (FUSE) binding protein 1 (gene fubp1). Gene Ontology annotation, molecular function: RNA binding. Gene Ontology annotation, biological process: regulation of DNA-templated transcription. Lineage: Eukaryota; Metazoa; Chordata; Actinopteri; Cypriniformes; Cyprinidae. The record is from RefSeq and is a predicted model, not a curated record. The transcript is spliced from 19 exons. The coding region runs from base 98 to 1975 and encodes 625 amino acids.